Molecule: messenger RNA, 2554 nt
Organism: Anarrhichthys ocellatus (wolf-eel)
Lineage: Eukaryota; Metazoa; Chordata; Actinopteri; Perciformes; Anarhichadidae
Product: coatomer subunit delta
Exons: 10
Coding region: 178-1710 (510 amino acids)
Biological process (GO): Golgi localization; endoplasmic reticulum to Golgi vesicle-mediated transport; retrograde vesicle-mediated transport, Golgi to endoplasmic reticulum
Cellular component (GO): COPI vesicle coat
Source: RefSeq, a predicted model, not a curated record
UUCACGGUGGGCGGGUCUACCGCUGCUCUUCUUCCGGUGGAGACGUGGCUCUGGUCUCUGCUGCCAUAUUAUUUGACGCUAGCUAGCUGGCUAACAAUCACACACAAGAAAAAUCACCCGAAAUCGAUAAAACACGAGAGACGGAAGAUCGUCGUACCGUAGAGAGAGAGACCGAAAAUGGUGCUGUUGGCAGCGGCGGUGUGCACCAAGGCCGGCAAGGCCAUCGUAUCGCGGCAGUUUGUGGAAAUGACCCGGACGCGUGUCGAGGGUCUUCUGGCCGCGUUCCCCAAACUGAUGAACACGGGCAAGCAGCACACCUUUGUGGAAACGGACAGCGUUCGCUACGUGUACCAGCCGCUGGAGAAGCUCUACAUGGUCCUCAUCACCACCAAGAACAGCAACAUCCUGGAGGACCUGGAGACACUCAGACUCUUCUCCCGCGUGAUCCCGGAGUACUGUCGUGUGCUGGAGGAGAGCGAGAUCUCGGAGCACUGCUUCGACCUGAUCUUUGCCUUCGAUGAGAUCGUGGCUCUCGGCUACAGAGAGAACGUGAACCUGGCUCAGAUCCGCACCUUCACAGAGAUGGACUCCCACGAGGAGAAGGUGUUCAGGGCUGUCAGAGAGACCCAGGAGAGAGAGGCCAAGGCGGAGAUGAGGAGGAAGGCCAAGGAGCUGCAGCAGGCCAGGAGGGACGCCGAGCGCUCCGGGAAGAAGGUGCCGGCGUUCGGCGGCUUCGGCAGCGGCGGCAUGACCAGCGUCUCCUCGGGCUCCAUCAUCACAGACUCCAUUGUCGAGCCCGAGAAGCCCAAGAUCACUUCGGCUGCAGUCAGACCAAGUGGACCCAGUAAAGCUCUGAAACUAGGUGCUAAAGGGAAAGAGGUGGACAACUUCGUGGACAAGCUGAAGUCUGAGGGUGAAACCAUCAUGUCCAGCACCGGAAAGAGAGGCUCGGAUGUGUCCAAAGCUCUGCCUCCACCAGUCAACGUGGAGAGCGUACAUCUUCGCGUGGAGGAGAAGAUCUCGCUGACCUGCGGCCGUGACGGCGGCCUACAGAACAUGGAGGUUCUGGGGAUGGUGACGCUCCGAGUCUCAGACGACAAGAACGGACGCAUCCGCCUCAUCAUCAACAACAAUGACAACAAAGGACUGCAGCUGCAAACACAUCCCAAUGUGGACAAGAAGUUGUUCACAACUGACUCCGUGAUCGGCCUGAAGAACCCAGAGAAGUCCUUCCCCCUCAACAACGACGUCGGUGUUCUGAAGUGGAGACUACAGACCACAGACGAGGCCCUCAUACCGCUAACCAUAAACUGCUGGCCUUCAGAGAGCGGUACCGGCUGUGAUGUGAACAUUGAAUACGAGCUGCAGGAGGAGAGCCUCGAGCUCAACGACGUGGUCAUCAGCAUCCCUGUACCGUCUGGUGUGGGAUCUCCAAUGAUCGGAGAUCUGGAUGGAGAGUACAAACAUGACAGCAGGCGAAACAUCCUGGAGUGGUGUUUACCCGUCAUCGACGUCAACAACAAGACGGGCAGCCUGGAGUUCAGCAUCGCCGGACAGCCCAACGACUUCUUCCCCAUCAACGUGUCCUUUGUGUCCAAGCGCAACUACUGCGACAUCCAGGUUACCAAAGCCACUUACGUAGACGGCGACGGCCCCGUUAGGUUCUCUUCAGAAAUAUCCUGUGUUGUCGACAAAUAUGAAAUCCUGUAAAAAAACAAACCACAAAAAAAUCAAAGAAAACAACGACAAAAAAAAUAUCACCAACAACAAAAAGUCCAAAUCUAUGCGACAGAGAAAGAUUGAAGAUUGCGUUCCUGUAAACGAUCAGAGACUGAGUCCAUCGAUAGGACGACGCCAAGCCUCUCCCUGUGGGGGGGCGGAGCAGCGCUGGUGUAUUUAUAUGUUUGUAUGAGAGAGGAGCUUCUAUAUAUAGAGUUAAACACACAACACUGAUGUAGAGCUGUGUAGACAGGAUGACUGUGGGGGGGGGGCGGUCCAUCGGUUAACGGGGUUCUUUGCUUUUCUUUCCUUGUUUUUCCAUAACGAUGUCUGGAUCAUUAUACUCCUGUCGCUCUUUAAUCGUUAAACUAUGGAAAAUCUUAUUAUUUUGUGUGGAGGUUACACAGCAAACCUGUUCCUCUGUGCUCGGUGUCGUGUGUGUACUGUCUGCGGUUAUCAUUACCUUUUUAUUUUUACUGUAUAAUUUCCCACUAAUCUGCAUAUUGAUAUUUGACGGUAACUUUGAGGAUUCUCAGCUGCAGUAAAAACCAUCCGAGCGUCUGUUGAAUUUCUUUUGUUUUCGUCGUAACAUCAUUGCAGCCGUUUAAAACCAGACGGCGUGUUCCACUCGGCUCCGUUUAUCAGAUAUCACAGGAAAGAAGCACUUUGAACAACGGCCACGCCUUUAAUCUGAUGUCCCACGAGGCCUUUCUAACGUCGGAGAUCAGAGUGGACGUGUUUCUGGUGCGAUGGUGGACGCGCACGCACGCGCACACAGAUCUGGGAUCAGAGACUAACGACCUGUUUCCUCUUGGAUCCAAUUUAAGCAGAGAGG